Loxodonta africana (African savanna elephant) is the source of this 1485-nucleotide messenger RNA. It is a transcript of the gene TSR2, whose product is annotated as TSR2 ribosome maturation factor. Gene Ontology annotation, biological process: maturation of SSU-rRNA from tricistronic rRNA transcript (SSU-rRNA, 5.8S rRNA, LSU-rRNA). The coding region runs from base 39 to 611 and encodes 190 amino acids. Gene Ontology annotation, cellular component: nucleus. The transcript has 5 exons. NCBI's taxonomy places the organism in Eukaryota, Metazoa, Chordata, Mammalia, Proboscidea, Elephantidae. The record is from RefSeq and is a predicted model, not a curated record.
GGAUUGGUCGGCUUGCGCAUCACGUGGUUCGCGACCGGAUGAUGGCGGGCGCUAGUGGAGAUUUGUGGGCGCUCUUUGGAGCUGGCGUCCGCGCUGCGCUGGAGGCUUGGCCGGCCUUACAGAUCGCUGUGGAGAAUGGCUUCGGGGGCGUGCACAGCCAGGAGAAGGCCGAGUGGCUGGGGGAUGCAGUGCAGGAGUACUUCAGCCGCAACGCUGACUUGGAGCUGGAUGAGGUGGAGGACUUCCUUGGGGAACUCAUGACCAACGAGUUUGAUACAGUUGUGGAGGAUGGGAGUCUGCCCCAGGUGAGCCAGCAGCUACAGACCAUGUUCCACCACUUCCAGAGGGGUGAUGGGGCUGCUCUGAGGGAGAUGGCCUCCCACAUCACCCAAAGAAAGUGCAGAGUCACAGCCACUGCACUUACGACAGCCAGAGAGACUGAUGAGGAUGAGGAUGAUGCAGACAGCAUGGAGGAGAUGGAGGUCACAGCUACAAAUGGUGGGGCCACUACAGAUGGGGUCUGCCCCCAGCCUGAACCUUCUGACCUGGACUCCCAGAAGGAAGAGGAUAUAGUGGAGGAUGGCUGGACCAUUGUCCGGAGAAAGAAAUGAGUGGGGCUGAAAAUGGUUUGGGCCCUUGUUUGCUAGUUGUUUGGAGACUUGUUUUAAGAGGCUUUUUUGGAGAGUUGUGGACCUCUUGACUGGUUACCUCACCCCACCUUCCCCCCCGCCCCACUCCCCUGUACAGUUCCCUCCACUAGAAGAAAAGCCCUAGGGUCCUUGGUUGUGGGGUGGUGGGACCUGAUCCACUGGACCCCCUGGGCCUUAAGGUGCUACCUGAGCGACGAGGCCAGGUUUCUCAGCACAGUGCCUGUUGGGGGCAGUCAGUGUGGAAGAGAGAGAGAUGAGUGAGUGUGAGUGGGUGGAGGAGCAGCUAGGCACUGGUUGACUGGGUAGGUAAGUUGUGAAGGGAGAGGACCAGCGGGAGAACCUAUACUCAGUGCUAGGGAACUGGCUGAGUCAGGAAUGGUGAGAUGAACAUGCAAAUGAACGAAUAGUUGUAGUAUGCCCUGCCCAGAACUUGGAACCUCCCAGGAAUGCUCUCUUUCUGCAGCCCAGCCUCCAGCCCUGGAUUCCCUCAGGAAUUCCAAGACCUUGGUGAGAUGGAGAGCUUAAGAGAGCUGGGCUUUGUCUUCUGUCUCCUCCGACCCCUCCCCCCGCUCUUCAUCCCAUCCCAGUUAAGUUUAGGAUGAGGCUUAAGAAUUCAAUAAAUACCUUAUUGUUUAAUUUGUGACUUGGCCUGUGAGUAGCCUUGGAAUCAGACUUCUGGAGGCUGAGCUUCAGAGCUCAGCAAGGGAGCAGUUUCUGGGCCCACCAUAGCAUCCUGGUGCUUUGAACAAAUAGAUGGACAAAAGGAGCAUAGAAGUGCUCUGAAACUUUCUGUAAGCCUGAAAUAAACUGUAUUUUUCUUUAAAAACAAAACAAA